AUGUCCUCUAAUGAUGAAGAAAAAUUAACAACCUUUUCAAAUGGUAGUUUUGAUAAUAUUAGAGACAACAACCUAAUUGAUAGUAAUAUAGAUAAUAAUAACAAUAAUAAUAACAAUAAUAAUAAAAACAACAUCAAUAUUAGUAAUAGUCAAGAUAAUAAUAGUUUUAAUAAUAAUAAUAAUAAUUUAAAAAAUUCAAUUAAAGGUAGAAAUAUUAAUUCAGGUGGUUUACAUAGAAGUUUCUCAAAUUUAAGUGAUGAUUCAUACCAACAAAAACAUCAAAAACAAUUAAAUUCUAGUAAUAGUAAAUUUACAUUAAAUAAAAACUAUUUAGAUAGUUUAGAAUAUAGCUCAACUGAAAAUUUAGUUUCUUUAGAAAAUUCUAUAAGUUUUACAAGUAGUACACAAACAAUAACAGCUGAUCUAAAUAAUAGUCCAAAUAAUAAUAAUAGUCCAAAUAAUAAUAAUAGUCCAAAUAAUAAUAGUCCAAAUAAUAAUAGUCCAAAUAAUAAUAGUCCAAAUAAUAAUAGUCCAAAUAAUAAUAGUCCAAAUAAUAAUAAUAAUAAUAAUAAUUUAAAUAUUGGUAGUUUAUCUUUAAAAGAAAAAAAUAGCUAUAAUCAGCGUUUAUCACCAUUAAAAGACUAUAUAUCACAACAUAGUGAAUCAGAAGCCACAGAAUUAGAGGUUAGAACUAUUUCAGCAAGAAAUUUAAAGUUACAAAGAAAAAUGUCAACUGUUAGUUGUAGCUCUAUGGCAAGUUCUGUUUCUUUUGGUCAAAUGGAAAAUGAAGAAAAUAAUUUAUCACCAGAAAAUGUAAAUAGACAAUCACCACAACCAGAAGAAUCAAAAAAUAAUUCAUUCAUGAAUAUUAACAAUAAUAUAUCACAAGAACAUGUAAAUAAACAAUCAUCACAACCAGAAGAAAAUAAAAACCAACAAUUAACAAAAAUAAAUGAUAAUAGUUUUGAAGGAUCAUCAACAUCAACAUCAGAUAGCGAGGUCGCAAAAAGCUCUCAAUCAAAUACACCAACAAAACAAAAUGGCACAAUGAGCAUUAAAAUUAGAGAUAAAAUAAUUGAUAAAACCACACCAGUUAAUUUUAAUGUAGGUGGUACUUUGUAUGCAACCAGUAUAAGAACACUUUCGCUAUACCCAAAUUCAUUACUUUUCAAAAUUGUAGAAAUGCAAAUCGAUCUAAUUAUGAAUGACGAAGUUGUUUUUAUAGAUAGAAGCCCCAGCUACUUUAACCAAAUAUUAGAUUUUAUUAGAACAGGUUUAUAUAUUCCAACUCCAAAUAUAAAUUCAAAAGGUAUGCUCCAAGAGGCAGAAUUUUUUAAACUUUCAGAGUUGGCCAAUCUUAUAAAGAAUGAACCAGAGAUAUCGAGAACCGAUGUUAUAAACAUGAUUAAUAGCUGUUAUGACUAUCCAAGAUUCCGUGGUAUGUGGUUAACAAAAAUAAAUUUCUCUGGUUUGGAUUUAAGCUGUGCAGCCUUUGACUAUUCAAAUUUAUCUGGGUGUCUUUUUAAUAGUGGUUUAAUCCCAAAAGCUAGUUUUCAAGGUUGUAAAUUGGAUAUGAGUGUUUUCAAAUAUUGCAAAGCUGAUGGUGCAAAUUUUACCAAAGCUAUAUUAUCAAAUUCUGUAUUUUCGAAUGUAAAUGGUUAUGAACUCAUCGCUGCUGAGGUGGAUUUCUCAAAUUCAAAAUUAACAAACUCUCUUUUAUCUUGUUCCGAUUUCUCUGGGUCAAAUUUUAAAGGCUCUCUUUUAGAUGGAGUUGACUUUACCAAUUGCAAUUUGUCAGAUUGUGAUUUUAGAGGUUGUUUUAUCGACGAAAGAACUAAUUUCAGUGGCAGUAAUUUAAAAGGUGCUUUAUUUGAUGAACAAUCUUUAUCCAUCGCAAAAAAUAAAAAAUCAUGGAAAAAACCCAAAUCAUUAACAAGAAAUAAAAUUGUUAUACCCCAUUUAUAA
Molecule: messenger RNA, 1965 nt
Organism: Dictyostelium purpureum
Lineage: Eukaryota; Evosea; Eumycetozoa; Dictyosteliales; Dictyosteliaceae
Exons: 1
Coding region: 1-1965 (654 amino acids)
Biological process (GO): protein homooligomerization
Molecular function (GO): protein binding
Source: RefSeq, a predicted model, not a curated record